UCGCAUGCGCCCAAAGACUCCUCCGCGAACACUUGGUCGGCGCGCUUGCAGCUUCCAGUUUUCGCGUUACUCUCCGGCUGCCAGCCACCGAAGCAACAGCAGACCUUCCAGCCACCCCCAGUGAAGAGAAGCGCGCGCCCUCCAACCCGGAAGACGCACAGCUCCAACUCCAGCAGUUUCUACUGUUAACUCACCCCCCACAAACAACCGACAGCAAACAUCUAUUUAUCCACACGGCCGCACGGAAGGAUGUGAAGGAUGAUCCUACGUUCCGUUACCCGUUCGCCUCUGGCUGUAGUGCUGCUCCCCCUGGUGCUCGCCAUCCUCGACAAAAACAUCGGUCGUCAUCGACAUUACAUUUCAUCAGGUGUGGCCUACCAGCCCGAGUUUACAGAACCUAUCGUUAAUUUGACGAUUCCCGUGGGAAGGGAUGCCACGUUUCGAUGUCUCGUACACCACCUGGGAGGAUACAGAGUUGGCUGGGUAAAGGCUGACACCAAAGCUAUCCAGGCUAUACACGACCAUGUCAUCACCCAUAAUCCGCGAGUCGGCGUUUCUCACACGGACCAUACCACCUGGAACCUGCACAUCAAGAACAUCCAAGAAGAAGACCGCGGUCAGUACAUGUGCCAGAUCAACACCGAUCCAAUGAAGAGUCAGCUCGGAGUCCUGGAAGUGGUAGUGCCUCCUGAUUUCGUAGCUGAGGAAACAUCCGGUGACAUCAUGGUGCCCGAAGGCGGGCUUGUGAAGCUGACUUGCAAAGCCUACGGUCAUCCAGAACCGCACGUUCAAUGGCGCAGAGAAGAUGGCAACCAUAUCAUCAUCAAGGAGCCCUCAGGACUCCGAACCAAAGUGCUGUUGUAUCAGGGCGAGUUGCUACGCCUCGUUAGGAUAUCCCGAUCAGAGAUGGGGGCUUACAUGUGUAUCGCAUCGAACGGCAUCCCUCCGACUGUCAGCAAACGCAUCAUGGUUAACGUUCAUUUUCACCCAGUGAUCCAAGUACCAAACCAGCUUGUCGGUGCCCCGCUGGCCACCGACGUCACCCUCGAGUGCUUCGUAGAAGCUUCCCCAAGGGCCAUCAACUACUGGGUCAAAAAAACAGGAGAAAUGGUGAUCACCAGCAGUAAAUACGAAGUCGAAAUCAUCUACAAGUCCAUGUUCGAGGUCAGGAUGACCUUGAUGGUACGUAACCUUGAACUGGAAGACAUCGGCACAUUCAAAUGCAUUGCUAAGAAUUCUAUUGGCGAAGUUGAGAGCAGCAUCCGCAUUUACGAAAUCCCUGGACCGACAAAAAUCUACAGCCCACCGGAAGACAUGGAGGAAGGAGACGAAGAAAAGUUGGGAUCCGCGGAGCGCGACGGCCGCCGCCUGGAUCGUGGUAAACUCCAGAAUACUGCUACAGCAUUAGCUCCACGGGACACCCAAAGGAGCGUCAUCGACGACAACUCGGCGCGCAUCUCUAGCCCAAUGAUCCUGAUCACUAUCCUCUUAGCUGCAUUCCUCAUCUUCAUCCCUUUGGCGAUAUAAAUCCCCUCUCCGGGUAAAACGACUCCCUAUUUGUGUAGUGACAAUAACAUGUUCCCUUUACGUUUCCGUCUCCCAACUCUCGAUUCCAUCGUAGGAUAUGAAUAAUGCUGCUGGUUUCAACCCUGAAUCUCAAUCUUUCACUCACCCAAACUCUAUCUCUAUCUUUGUCUAUCUGUAUUUCCCCUCUAUGUAACUAUAUCUAUAUAUAGACGUUAAUAAUAUGUAUUAUCAAUAUAAACAAGUAUAAUUAUAAUUGUAUAUGGCGUUGCCAAUUAUAGCUUCAGGAUGCAUGGAUUGAGCGAAGGAUCUGCUGUGGUAUUGCGAGGAACUGAUGAGAGAGACCGUACGGUUUGUUGCCUUAAAUGUAUAUGUAUAACUGGAAUCAUAGAUUCGAGGUAUAUUAGAAUGGGUAUACCCAUUUUCUUUAGAAAAAUACUGUUUAUGGAAUAUAUAUAAAAAAAAGUAUAAUUCAUAAAAUAAUUCACACACAAG
Molecule: messenger RNA, 2019 nt
Organism: Nicrophorus vespilloides
Lineage: Eukaryota; Metazoa; Arthropoda; Insecta; Coleoptera; Silphidae
Product: lachesin-like
Exons: 10
Coding region: 259-1527 (422 amino acids)
Cellular component (GO): neuron projection
Source: RefSeq, a predicted model, not a curated record